AUGUUUGGCCAAAAAUCCAUCACCAUCAACGGUGCAGAGGUCGGCAUAGAGGCCAUCCUGCUCGGUGCCACGACGUCGAUCGGAGGCUUGCUCUUUGGCUACGACAUUGGCCAAAUUUCGGGGAUUCUAUUGUUCGAAGAUUUUAAGAGACGCUUUGCUACUAAACAACCUGACGGGAGCUUUGAGUGGAAGGCUAUCAUCCAGUCACUCCUGGUCUCCCUCAUGAGCAUUGGCUGUCUGUUCGGUGCACUUUCCGGUGCCUACACUUCCGACUGGUGGGGAAGAAGAAGGAGCAUGUCGUUUGGCGUGGCGGUCUUUAUUGUUGGUAGGAUACUUCAGAUUACCGCCAUGCACAGCUGGAUUCAUAUGAUGAUGGGACGAUUCAUCGCCGGCCUCGGUAUUGGCAAUCUAUCUGUCGGUGUCCCCAUGUUCCAAUCCGAGUCGGCCCCGCGCGAAAUUCGAGGUGCAGUUGUGGCUUCAUACCAGCUCAUGAUUACCAUUGGCAUCCUCAGCGCGAAUCUACUCAACUACAGCGUCCGCAGCCUCGAACAAAGCGACGCAUCCUGGCGCAUUGUCAUUGGAAUCGGCAUUUUAAUGUCUGUGCCUCUGGGUCUCGGCAUCAUGUCCGUACCAGAGUCCCCUCGAUGGCUUGCUUCGAAAGGCGACUGGGCAGGGGCACGCUUGUCACUCGCUCGCCUGCGAGGCAAAAAGGACGAUCUUACAAACCCCUUGAUCGAACAAGAUAUUGGCGAGAUGUGGCAGAUUUUGGAGAAAGAGAACCAAGUUGGCCAAGGAUCCUGGCUGGAAUGCUUCUCGACCAAGACUACCACGCCCAAGGUUCUCUACAGGACCCUGCUCGCCAUCGGUAUCCAUUUCUUGCAGCAGUGGUCCGGCAUCAACUUUUUCUUUUACUAUGGCGCCGGCAUCUUUGAAUCGGCUGGUGUUCAAGACCCUAUGCUCACGCAGCUCAUUCUCGGCUCCGUCAAUGUGCUCAUGACCUUCUAUGGACUCUACGUCGUGGAGAGGUUUGGGCGUCGGUGGCCCUUGAUCAUUGGUGCUAUCUGGCAAGCUGUUUGGCUGCUCAUCUUUGCGGCUGUUGGUUUUGUCAAACCCCCGGCUCAACACCCCAAGACUGGAAUCAUCAUGAUUGUAUGCGCCUGUAUGUUUAUUGCGUCAUUCGCUGGAACAUGGGGCCCAAUGGCCUGGGUCGUUAUUGGCGAGACCUUCCCCCUUCGCACCCGCGCAAAGCAAGCCUCUUUGGCCACGGCAGGAAACUGGCUUGGAAAUUUCAUGAUUGGCUUCUUGACACCCCUUGCCACUGAUGGGAUCGGCUACGCAUUCGGCUUUGUCUUUGUCGCCACCAACCUUGCUGCGGCCCUCCUUGUCUAUUUCUUUUUGUACGAGUCCCGCACACUGAGUCUGGAGCAUGUCAAUCUCAUGUAUGGCCAAAGCGAGCUCAAAGCCUGGAGCAGCUCUAACUGGGUGCCUCCGGGCUAUGUCACCAGAAGACUGCGUGCUGGACAGGCAAAUCCUUCAAAACAAGCUGCAAAGGGCAAUGAAGCUGUCUAG
This is a messenger RNA of Cordyceps militaris CM01, 1569 nucleotides long. Its product is annotated as high affinity glucose transporter ght1. The transcript is spliced from 4 exons. NCBI's taxonomy places the organism in Eukaryota, Fungi, Ascomycota, Sordariomycetes, Hypocreales, Cordycipitaceae. Bases 1 to 1569 code for a protein of 522 amino acids. Gene Ontology annotation, biological process: transmembrane transport; carbohydrate transport. Gene Ontology annotation, cellular component: membrane. Gene Ontology annotation, molecular function: carbohydrate:proton symporter activity. The record is from RefSeq and is a predicted model, not a curated record.